Calypte anna (Anna's hummingbird) is the source of this 3713-nucleotide messenger RNA. RefSeq names its product ubiquitin conjugating enzyme E2 R2 (gene UBE2R2). Lineage: Eukaryota; Metazoa; Chordata; Aves; Apodiformes; Trochilidae. Bases 64 to 780 code for a protein of 238 amino acids. The transcript is spliced from 5 exons. Gene Ontology annotation, molecular function: ubiquitin conjugating enzyme activity. The record is from RefSeq and is a predicted model, not a curated record. Gene Ontology annotation, biological process: ubiquitin-dependent protein catabolic process; protein polyubiquitination.
AGCAGCGGCGGCGGCUGCGGCGGCGUUGGGGCGGCGUUGGGGCGGCGUUGGCCGCGCCGCGCCAUGGCCCAGCAGCAGAUGAGCAGCUCGCAGAAGGCGCUGAUGCUGGAGCUGAAGUCGCUGCAGGAGGAGCCGGUGGAGGGCUUCCGCAUCACCCUGGUCGACGAGUCCGACCUCUACAACUGGGAGGUGGCGAUCUUCGGGCCCCCCAAUACCCUCUACGAGGGCGGGUACUUCAAGGCUCACAUUAAAUUUCCUAUCGACUAUCCAUAUUCACCACCUACCUUCAGAUUCCUGACAAAAAUGUGGCACCCCAACAUUUAUGAGAAUGGAGAUGUAUGUAUUUCAAUUCUUCAUCCACCUGUAGAUGACCCACAAAGUGGAGAGCUGCCAUCUGAGAGGUGGAACCCUACCCAAAAUGUCAGGACUAUCUUACUGAGUGUAAUCUCUCUGCUUAACGAGCCAAACACAUUCUCUCCUGCUAACGUGGAUGCAUCAGUCAUGUUCAGGAAAUGGAGAGACAGUAAAGGAAAAGAUAAGGAGUAUGCUGAAAUCAUAAGGAAACAGGUUUUGGCCACCAAAGCUGAGGCAGAGAAGGACGGCGUGAAGGUCCCCACCACGCUGGCAGAGUACUGCAUCAAAACUAAAGUGCCUUCCAAUGACAACAGUUCAGAUUUGCUUUAUGACGACUUGUAUGACGACGACAUUGAUGAUGAGGACGAGGAGGAGGAGGAUGCCGACUGUUACGAUGAUGAUGAUUCUGGCAACGAGGAGUCGUGACCUGCUCCUGCGGGGCCCCUGUACUGCGCUGCCGACUCAGGCCAGAAGGGAGCAGCAGUCACCCAGCAGCAGUCCAGCAAAAAAGUGUGGGGGGGGGAUCAAAAAAACUUUUUGUCUCCUGCUGUCUCCUGUUGUACGGAUCUGUUUGCUCCUUUUUUAUGGACCUCUUAGAGACCCUCUACAGAAUGUCUGAAUUCUUGCAUUCUUAACCCUUUCAUCACUGUAUUAUGAUUUCUUUUUGAAAAAGGAACUCCCCUUUUCACUUCUUUACGAAACGCUCACAGCGAAACAGGUUUGCUCGCGUUUAGAUUCUUGAAUUGCAGUCUUGCAUUGAGAUGUUUAAUGUAUUUAAAGCUGGAACAAACCCAUUGGAAGCCGAGUUUUCGAGAUCUCAAGUGCUGCAUUUGCUGGGAAGAAAAAAAAAAAUCCACACGAAGCAAAUUGCCAAGGUCUAGCUGCUCCAUUUACAAUAAUAGCGUGUGUACAUUCGUUUAGCCUUGUGGUGGUGGCUUUUCCUUUAUAAGGUGUGGGGCGGAGAGUCUAAAGCUACUGUGUGUUGAGCUUGAUGGGAUGUUACUGAAAGGUACAGUAUUCCUUUUCAGCCUGCUCGAGUUAGGUAAUAGCUGGCCCCUGGAGCCCCAGAGGGCACGAUCAGCUUUGUCUCUGGAAAAGACUUGUGAUAUGAACCCUAUAAUAAACACUUAACACUUCACAUCUGUACAACUGAGCCCUGGGUUGCUAUUUAUUUUUUUUUUUUCCUUUUUUCAGACUAGGUUGAGGUUGAAAAAGUUCAGUUUAGCCAUGCUGCUGAGAUCUGCUGCCAGCUGCCCCUCUCAGGAGGGAGGAGAACAGACACACAGCCUGCUUCCCAGCAGGCCUGAAUUCACUCUGAAUUUUGGGGUUGUUUUUUUUUUUUUUUUGGUGGUGGUGGGAGAGACUGGUAGCCUCCUGCUUACUAGCAGCCCUUUCUUCCUGCAGCCUGAGUCCAGUGCUGGCUUGAGCCUUCUUUUCUGUUGUUGGUGUAGGUCUCGUGUUGGAAAAUGCAGCCCUGCUGUGGGGUUGGCAGGGGUCAGGAGCUCCCUGUGGUGCCUGCCUGGGGUGUCUGCUGUCCCCGUGGCUGCUGGGGGCAGAGAGGAUGCUCCUGUGCUGUGCUCUCCCCUGCCUGGGGGGCUGGGGCAUGGGUGAGCAUGUGCAGCCCCCCAGGAGAGGGGCACACACAGAGUGCUUUCAGGCUGUAAGAGGAGCCAGGGGCAGGGAUUGACAGGCUGUUUACCAGUAUGCUUCAGCCAGUGCGCUGGGCUUGGCCUCCUGCAUGAUUUUUGGGAGCUCUUGGCAGAGCUUAGGGCCCUCCCUUGUGGGCAGGGGGGAUCCUGCAUGCUGGUCUCUGCAGAACCCUCUUUCCUGAUCCCUGUUGCAGUGUCCUCCUCUCGUUCAGCUGUGGUGCAGUGGCCUGAAUUCACCUUUUUGCAUGAUCCUUGGCCAGCAGCCAGCCCUGCCCUGAGCCCUGGGCACCUCCAGGAGCAGGUUCUGAGGCCAGACUCUCCGUUCCCAUAUAGGUACAGAGGCAAUUCCCCUGCUCAGAGCUGUGGGCUCAGGCAUUGUUUUGCCUCCCCUUCGUGUAUAUCUCAGGGAUUUCAAUGGUACAUCACCAGCUGUGGUCCCUCGAGGGGUGCUUUGGUGGGUGCAGCUGGGUGGCUGUGUCCUGAGGAGCAGGAUGAGCCUCAGCAAGGCCCCAGUGUGCUGCCUGGAGGGAGGGAGGGAGGGAGAGGAAGGGAGAGCAGAGGAAGGCUCUGAAGGAGGCAGAUGUGUUUCCCAGCUGUUGCUUGGGCUGGGUUGGGUUGCAGCAGGGACAGCCCCUGCUCCUCUGCCCCUGCAGGGGGGUGCACACCCUGGUGAAGGCAGCCCAAGGGGUGACAUCCCCAGAGCCCCCACCAGGGUCUGUCCUCCCUGCCUGUGUGUGACUUGGGGAGGGAGAAAGGGAGAGAGGGAGGCAGCCCCACUCCUGAGGUGUCCCAGGUUUGCUGCUCCACCCCAUCCUUCCUGCAGGGACAGACUCAGCCUCUGGGGGGGGUUUGGAGCCGGCAGUGUGGGCUCCCUGGCACCCCCUGCUUCUCCCCAGCCCUCUGAGGGCAGUGCCAGUCCCUGGGACACAAAGGGACAGGGACAGCAACACCUCCAGCUUCCCAGGGACUGCUGUGGGGUGGAGGAGCAGUGUGUGGCAACGCUGGCUGUGCUGAUGACUUGGUCUGAAACGAGCAUACUGCAUCUUUCAGGAUUCCCCUUGUACUUUUGACCGUCUUCACUGUAUACUCUCCAGUGACUUGUAUUUCCAAGCUUGGUGUUGUAAGAUGCAUUAUCAUGACUCUUCUGUUAACCUGUUUUUUUAAGACAAAAAAGCAACCUAUUUUGAGAGCUCCUACAUUAACCAGAAUAAUUUCUCUUCCUCACUGUCCUGUGCAGUGUUACUGCUUGUUGACUUGCUGGUUUCUUUGGUUUCUUUUUUUUUUUUUUUUUGAGAUACAAACUGAAGCAUGAGGGGUUGCUGGUUUUUAUUUUAUUUUAUUUUAAUUUUAAUUUUGGGGUUGUUUUUUUAAAAACCUAUUUAAGAAAUUGCAGGAAAAUGUUUACCUGGUCUGUGUAUUCUGGGGUUUUUUCUUAGCUCUUUUCUCCUGUCUCAGCCAAUACUAGCGUUUAUAUUUGCAAAUAUAAGCCCCUUCAAAUGCAGUUUUCAACCAUUCUGAAACCAGCAGGGUACACUAGAUUUCUUAGUUAUUUUCUUAGCUGAAAUCCCAAAUAUUUUCCUUUUUUUUUUUUUCUUCAGUAUAAUUUACCAGAAAGAAUUAACUGAUGCAUUUUUGUGUUGUCUUUCCCUUCAGUAGUUAUAUUUUGUCUUUUCUGCACAUCUGUCUACUAAUAAAAAUGUGAAAUGAAAA